This is a messenger RNA of Corylus avellana, 1498 nucleotides long. The record is from RefSeq and is a predicted model, not a curated record. Lineage: Eukaryota; Viridiplantae; Streptophyta; Magnoliopsida; Fagales; Betulaceae.
CAAGAGCUGCCUUCAUCGGGGAUCAUGCCCCUGCAGAAACCAGAGCUCAGCACCACACGCCCUUUCACUUACUACAAAAACCCUAGAAAUCUCUCUCUCUCUCUCUCUCUCUGAGAAACAAUGCCUCCGAAAGCUGCGAAAUCGAAGGAAGCACCAGCAGAGCGACCCAUCCUUGGCAGAUUCUCAUCUCACCUCAAGAUUGGGAUUGUUGGAUUGCCUAAUGUUGGAAAAUCAACGCUUUUCAACACGCUCACAAAGCUCUCGAUACCUGCAGAAAACUUCCCUUUCUGUACCAUCGAGCCAAAUGAGGCGCGGGUUAAUAUCCCUGAUGAGCGCUUCGAAUGGCUCUGCCAAUUGUUCAAGCCGAAAAGUGAGGUUUCAGCUUUCUUAGAAAUCCAUGAUAUAGCUGGAUUGGUGAGAGGUGCCCAUGAAGGACAAGGGUUGGGCAACAGUUUCUUAUCUCACAUACGUGCAGUUGAUGGAAUUUUCCAUGUUUUACGUGCCUUUGAAGAUCCAGACAUUAUCCACGUUGAUGAUACUGUGGAUCCUGUGAGGGAUUUAGAGGUUAUUAGUGCAGAAUUGAGGCUAAAGGAUAUUGAAUUUAUGGAAAGGAGGAUAGAAGAUCUUGAGAAGAGCAUGAAGAGGAGCAAUGACAAGCAGUUAAAAAUAGAGCAUGAUGUCUGUGAUAAGGUCAAAGCAUGGCUUGAGGAUGGAAAAGAUGUCCGUCUUGGGGACUGGAAAGCUGCUGAUAUUGAGAUACUAAAUACUUUUCAAUUGCUUACUGCAAAGCCUGUUGUUUACUUGGUUAAUAUGAAUGAGAAAGAUUACCAAAGAAAAAAGAACAAAUUUUUGCCCAAGAUUCAUGCUUGGGUGCAGGAACAUGGCGGUGAACCGAUUAUUCCUUUCAGCUGUGCAUUGGAGAGAAAUCUGGCUGACUUGCCAGAAAAUGAAGCAGCAAAGUAUUGUGAGGAGAACAAUGUACAAAGUGCCCUUCCGAAGAUUAUAAAGACUGGUUUUUCGGCAAUUAAUCUGAUAUACUUCUUCACUGCAGGACCUGAUGAGGUGAAAUGCUGGCAAAUUAGACGGCAGUCAAAGGCUCCUCAAGCUGCUGGGGCCAUCCAUACUGAUUUUGAGAGAGGAUUCAUUUGUGCUGAGGUAAUGAAAUUUGAAGAUCUGAAGGAACUUGGUAGUGAGUCGGCUGUAAAGGCAGCCGGAAAGUAUAGGCAGGAGGGGAAAACUUAUGUUGUUCAAGAUGGAGACAUUAUAUUUUUCAAGUUUAAUGUUUCUGGGGGUGGGAAGAAGUGAAAUAUACAUUUUCACUUGGUCAUUGAGUUGCUUUUAACGAAUUUGACGUUUUGUCAUUAGAUUACUUGUGAGCUUUUAGCACCAAGAGGGGAUGAAAAGAAGUAUAAACACUUGUAUUCCGUUUUGCAGAUUGUAGAAACAUAAGUUUGUUUAAAGUUAUGAGUUUGAUACAUAAAGAAAUUUUUACUGCUUA